This is a messenger RNA of Polistes dominula (European paper wasp), 1163 nucleotides long. RefSeq names its product iron-sulfur cluster co-chaperone protein HscB-like protein, mitochondrial (gene Hsc20). Gene Ontology annotation, molecular function: ATPase activator activity; protein-folding chaperone binding. NCBI's taxonomy places the organism in Eukaryota, Metazoa, Arthropoda, Insecta, Hymenoptera, Vespidae. Gene Ontology annotation, biological process: [2Fe-2S] cluster assembly; protein complex oligomerization. The record is from RefSeq and is a predicted model, not a curated record. Gene Ontology annotation, cellular component: mitochondrion.
AUUCAUUUGAUUGCGUCAUAUUAGUAUGACUAAAAAGAGAGAAUUUUAAUAUAUAAAAUUAUCAAGAUAACUUCAAAUUUGUACUUUAAACUUAUAAGUUGAAUUAGGAACACUCUUGAGUCAUGCAAUCUUUCCGUCCUAUACAUUUCAUUGAUCAUUAACACUUUAGUAUUCGUUCAGAUGUAGAGACGUUUAGGUUAGAAAUGUACAAUUUUAAAAUGUUUAUGUCGAAAGUUGUUCGUCCAAUUGUUAAUAAAAAUUCUGUCUUUUCUCGUUUAUUAAAAGAAAGACGAAAAUUGUAUUCUUAUUCUACACACAGAGUUACAAAUAAUCCAACAAUUUCAUUAAGUACUUUGCAGUAUUCUAGUGAUAGUCCUUCUAAAUGUUGGAACUGUAAUUUUUUAUACAAAUCUGAAUUAUUUUGUUCGCAAUGCAAGACUCUUCAAGAAAUGCCCGAGAAUUUGAAUUAUUUUGAUAUUCUUGGUGUGAAACUCGACUACAAUGUUAACAAUGAUGAAGUUCAUGAAAAGUACAGACAAUUACAAAAAAUGUUGCAUCCGGAUAAGUUUGGUAACAGAAUGGAGAGAGAACAGCGAAUUUCAGAGUCGUUAUCCUCUUUACUAAACAAAGCUUAUAGUACACUAACAAAUCCAUUGAAAAGAGGCUUAUAUAUGCUACAAUUAAAAGGUAUAUCUAUUCCUGAAGGAACCACUAGCGUAAAUCCUGAAUUUUUGAUGGAAAUAAUGGAAAGGAACGAGGAAGUAGAAUCAGCUUUGAACGAUAAGGAAAAAGUUGUUCGAUUGAUGCAAGAAAACAAAAUCAUACUGAACAAACUAUCUAAGAAAGUAGCUGAUUCUUUUCGUAAUAACAACUUGGAACAAGCAAAAGAAGUUUUGGUCAAAAUGAAGUAUUACGCAAAUAUCGAAAAUAAAUUAAAAAUGCUUAAACAAGAUUUAGGUAUUGUAGAUUAAAUUAAUUAAAUUUACAUGUGGAACAUGUAAUUUACGAUAUAUGUAUAUAUAUACAUACGUAUAUUUAGGAAUUGCGAUGUACAAAUAGAUUAAUUUGUAAAUGAUGUAUGAAAUCAAAUUCAUUUAAUUGAAUUAACUGUGAUCACUGUUACUUAUAUUUCUUGAAUAAUAUAUAUAUACAGUGUCGAUAAA